This is a messenger RNA of Paramecium sonneborni, 306 nucleotides long. NCBI's taxonomy places the organism in Eukaryota, Ciliophora, Oligohymenophorea, Peniculida, Parameciidae. The record is from the annotation of a GenBank genome assembly.
AUGUAAGAAUAACCAUAACUUUGUAGAAUUUAAGAAUACAAGAAAAUAAUUAGAACAUAUAAGGCUGAUUAAGUUAUAGAGAAAAUUAAAGAAAUUAAAAAUGCUCUUGAAGUAAAUUAAGAACACGAAAAAAAAUAUUAAGAAUCUUAUCUUUAAAGAUUAAAAUGUGAAGAAUGUAGAAAUGAAAUAAAAUUAUUAAGAUCACUAAUUUACAAUUUAUUAAGAGAAGGUUACUUAAAAACAGCAUAAAAAUUGAUACAAUUAUAUAAAAUAGAUGUAGUAUAAAAAGAAUGUAAUAAGUUUUGA